AUGAAUCGGAUUCGAGGCAACUGGGAUCGUGAAUCAUGCGAAUUAUUCGAGGCAAGUUCAGAUUGUCGACUUCCGAACUUUGGUGUGGUUGCUGGAGGUUUCGGUAUAAACAUCUCUCAAACCAUGUUGUCUAUUGAUCGAAUUGUGGCGCAAUUCAGACUUCUGACCCAACAGAAUCGAGUUAGAUUAUCGAUUUUAAUGUGCACGUGUAGUGUAAGUAGCUUAACCUAUAAUUAAAAUUGUUUUUAUGUUCAGAGCGCUUUGAUGUUUGCUCUCCAACCAGUUCUCACUUAUUCUUCUGAUUUCAAUGAUCAAAUACCAAAUUGCUUAUAUCCUCCAAAUCACAGUCGACAAAACUUUGCAGAUUAUUUGAAUAUUUGGAUGUAUAUCUCAAUAAUCCACCUGGUCACCAAUUCAUUAAUCAUUUAUUAUAACAAAUAUCGCGCGAUGAAUAAUUUAAACAGAUUUCAGUUGGAAGAAAGAUUCAGAAUCUAUGAGAAUCUCAAGACAACUUCAGCCAUCUUGAUGUUAUGUAUAUUCAUUUCAUUGUGCAUAAUUCUAUACAACGCAAUUAUUCGAGUUCUUCCGAAAUUGAAUCUUGGGUUGACUUCUUCGCAACAAUUUUUGAUUUUGAACUUGGUCUACGCUCCGCCUUACGCGUGCUUCUAUGCGCCGGUGUUUUUAGUUCGAUUGAUGAGGAAUACAAAAUCGGAGAGAUCGGAUUCAAUUCGAACAAUGACUAAAAAAAUCGACACACAUGAUGCCUAUGUUAGAAGAAUGAAGCAGAUGUGGAAUUAA
Molecule: messenger RNA, 798 nt
Organism: Caenorhabditis angaria
Lineage: Eukaryota; Metazoa; Nematoda; Chromadorea; Rhabditida; Rhabditidae
Source: the annotation of a GenBank genome assembly